AUGUGCAAACUGAGCGCGCUCCGGGCCGCGGUGAACGAGCGUCUGGCGGCGGCUGCGGAGGAGAUCUUCGCCCUGGUGGAGAGGACCAUAGCGGAGUAUGAGGAGGAGGUGAGGAGGUGCAGGCAGGAGAGGGACCAGGAGGAGCGCAGGAGGAACCAGGAGCUCACAGACGCUGAGAUCCACUGGUUCAGUCCUGAUCCCAGAGUGAAGCAGGAAACCACAGAGAGGCCACACAUCAAAGAGGAACCGUCAGAACAGCGCCUCCUACAGGAGCAAGAGGAGCUCUCAGAGGUCACCUGUGUGAAGAGGGAGGAGCUGUGUCCACAGACCACAGUCCACAGACCCAGAGAGGAGGAGACGCAGGGAGGAGCAGGAGGAGCAGUCAGCUCACAGGGACACUUCCACUCAGACACUGAGCAAAGGGACAUCUCUCCUGACACUGAGGAUGAUGAAUCCUGGGAACAUCCUUCUCCUGCUCAGACACAAGACCCCACUGCACACAACUCUCUGUUCAUCAGCUACGAGACUGUCCCAGAGGGACUGUCGGGGACCAGAGACCUGUCGGGGACCAGAGACCUGUCGGGGACCAGAGACCUGUCGGGGACCAGAGACCUGUCGGGGACCAGAGACCUGUCGGGGACCAGAGACCUGUCGGGGACCAGAGACCUGUCGGGGACCAGAGACCUGUCGGGGACCAGAGACCUGUCGGGGACCAGAGACCUGUCGGGGACCAGAGACCUGUCGGGGACCAGAGACCUGUCGGGGACCAGAGACCUGUCAGGGGCUGGACCUGGGGUGGAGAAGAAAGUAGAGUGUCCGUUCUGUCCUGUGGAAGUUGGAACCUUCAAAGAAUACGUCUAA
This is a messenger RNA of Knipowitschia caucasica, 861 nucleotides long. Lineage: Eukaryota; Metazoa; Chordata; Actinopteri; Gobiiformes; Gobiidae. The record is from the annotation of a GenBank genome assembly.